AUGCGGAAUCUCUCCUUGUGGACCAAGGUCGCUAGACGAAUGCUCACUACUGAAGCCUCCACCGUCAUAGAUGAGGACGUAAAUUUAUAUAGAAGAGCUCAUGUUGGGCUUCGAGCUACCACAAAGACAUUGAAACCACCCAGAGGAAAAGUAUUCCUCGCACACGGAUUGUUCGGUUGGGACGUCAUAAAUAUCAUUGCUCCAAAGCAAGUACCAUGGCUGAAACUAGAACUGAAAUAUUGGGGUGAUAUCGAUACUUCCUUAAGAGACAUGGGCGUUAAAGUUCACCUGACAAAGGUCCCGGCGGUUGCCGAUGUUGCGUCUAGAGCAAAGGCUUUAAGGGCUAGUUUAGAACGUGUUACGGCUAAUGGAGAGGAGGUUCAUAUUCUUGCUCAUUCCAUGGGUGGACUCGAUGCUCGGUAUAUGCUUGCACAUCUCCCCUCGAAUCACUUCAAGGUGUCGACUUUGACAACGAUUGCUACUCCUCAUCGAGGCUCCUCAUUCAUGAACUUUUGUCGAGACAAGCUUGGAGUUGGAAAGCAAGAGCUCACGAGCUCUGAACUCCAGAAGAUGCAGAUAACAAAUGCCAUCUCUGAUGCUCUGAAUCUACCGCAUCCAAACAGUAUGAUUGGUGAAGGUGGUGUUGAAGGAAGGGCGGUUAGACAAAUGAGUGUAAAUCCUAUAAUACGAGCUAUCUGCUCUCCUUUCGAUCAGCCGGCUUACGCUAAUUUGACAACAACAUUCUGCAACGACAUAUUUAAUCGAUGUGUGCCAAACCAUGCGGAUACCCUCUACUACUCAUACGCAGCAGUCUGCAAGGACAUUUCCCUCUUCCAUCCAUUACGAGCAUGCCACGAUAUAGUAUCGAAACGAGAAGGAGCAAAUGAUGGACUAGUUUCGUUCAAGUCUGCUCAAUGGGGCACUCUACGUGGUGUUUUAGACUGCAACCAUUGGGAGAUUACCAGUAGCAGCACAAAGACCAAAAGCUUUGACGCUAAAGGAUUUUAUAGAUCAGCUGCUAAUCUGUUGUAUGAGGAAGGAUGGUGA
Molecule: messenger RNA, 1047 nt
Organism: Synchytrium microbalum
Lineage: Eukaryota; Fungi; Chytridiomycota; Chytridiomycetes; Synchytriales; Synchytriaceae
Exons: 5
Coding region: 1-1047 (348 amino acids)
Molecular function (GO): triacylglycerol lipase activity
Source: RefSeq, a predicted model, not a curated record